This is a messenger RNA of Amphimedon queenslandica, 2600 nucleotides long. RefSeq lists its product as uncharacterized. Lineage: Eukaryota; Metazoa; Porifera; Demospongiae; Haplosclerida; Niphatidae. The transcript is spliced from 4 exons. The record is from RefSeq and is a predicted model, not a curated record. Bases 39 to 2513 code for a protein of 824 amino acids.
GGACUAGGGCACUAGUAGUGCUUUAACUAUUAAGUAAAAUGAUGUUUGUUAAUGCCAUUUUUUUAUUUUUAGAAAAAAUAGAAAAAUGGCUAAAAGAAGGAAAAGUUGAGCUGAAAGUCACUCGUAUCAAUAUGCAUGGUGCACCUGGAGCUGGUAAAACGUGUUCGCAGCACCUCCUACUUAAUGAGCCACCACCAUCUUGCACAGAUAGUACACCGAUAGCUUGUCCUGCUAUUCGAGCAACAAGAAUAUCGAUUGACGGUAAAAAUAAGUGGGAGAGAGUUGAGCUUAAAGAUUUAUAUAAGCAGUUAGCAUCUCAUUUAAAGGAGGCACCAGAUGAAACAAAGCGUGAGAAAAAAUCAGAUAAAGCAUCACUGGAUAUAGAUGAUGAUGGUUCAGAAUCAGACAAAGAUGAAACUGAUAAUGAACCAACUGACAAUAAACCAAUUGAAAAGGAAUCAGCUGAAAUUGAGAAAAAACAAACUGAGAUUAAACCAGCUGAAACAGAAGUUAUGAAAGAAGUUAUAAGUGUUCAUAGAACUGAAAAUGUUAAAAAAUUAAGUACAAAUUGGGUUUAUUUUAUUGAUUCCGGUGGUCAACCAGCAUAUCGAGAGUUGCUACCUCUUUUUACAAGAGCAGCUGCACUGAAUAUCAUCACUAUUGAUCUUACCAAAGGCCUUGAUGAGAAGUGCCGGUUUCAAUAUCAUAUUAGUCAACAUACGUCUCCUAUUAAUACAGAAUUGAAAUAUUCAAAUUGUGGUAUAAUCCAAUCAACAAUUAGCUCCGAAGCUAUGCUGAAUUCCAUCAAAAUUCCUUAUGUCUCUGACAUGCCCAAGCACUCGCAUUAUCUUAUACUUGGUACACGUAAAGAUGAGUUGGAAAAGAGAGAUAAGCUAGGUGAGCUGAAUGAAAUGAAUAUACUGCUGCUAAAAGAAUAUAAAGAUAAUAGAAAAGUCAUUAUGCUUAAUGAGCGUCAAGGUUUAGUUAUAUUUCCAGUUAAUACGUUGCUCCCUGCUGGGUCUAAGGAAAGAGAAAAAGCUAGUGUAAGUCUUUGUAAAGCAAUUUCAAAUUUUGGAGUUGAAAUGACGAUUGAGUUACCAAUUCGAUUGCUUACUUUUGAGAUUUCAUUACAGAGGGAAGCUAAGAAGAAGGAACGCAGUUUUCUUACAAAAGAAGAAGCAGUUAAGAUUGGUAAGUCUCUUCGACUUGAUGAUGAAUCAGAUAUUGAUGAUGCUCUGCAAUAUCUACAUGAUGUUACUAUCAUUCUUUAUUAUCGUAAGGUUCUACCAAAUAUAAUAUUUGUUGAUCCUAAGCCAAUUCUUGAUGUCUUUUCACAUCUAAUAGCUAUCACAUAUGUUGACCAUGAUAAAUUAGAUUUGCUUGCAGAGCCACCUCCUUCAAGAGAUGAAACAUAUAAUCUCAUAAAAUUUGGCCUUUUUAAAGAAGAUGUUUUUAAAAAAAUUGGUAUAAAGUUAAAAAUUUUUGAUAAGAAUUUGAAAUCAUCUCACAUGAUCAAGCUUCUAAUACACCUCCACAUCAUUGCUAAAGUUGAAAACAGAAAAGAAGGAGAUUACUUUUUUCCGUGUGCAUUACCAUCUUAUGACAAGCUCAAUCCUGCCCCAACAGAAAUACAACCACUUCUCAUAGCAUGGGAGAUUAACAACAAUGGCACAACAACUCUAGCCAUCCCUCAAGGAUUAUUUCCUUUAACCAUUGUACAUCUUUUAGAACAAAAGGGUAAAGUAGACUUCAGUCCUGAUCCUGAUUUAGACAAUAAAUUCUACAGAUAUCAUGAUGCCAUGUCACUUCGUGUUUACAAUAAUCACUUUAUACACAUCAUAAAUCGUUAUACACAUAUCGAAAUACAUUUUCGUGGUGACUGCAAAAACUCUUGUCAAAGAAUUCGUGAAUUAGUCACAGACGCUAUCACAAAAAGCAGAAAAGAUCUUAAUGUUGAUGAUGAUCAUAUCUUUGCAUUCAAAUGCCCCCAAAAGGAACGCUACUGCAUUGUACGGCAAGAUGAUAAAUCUUCUACCUGGUAUUCUCAUUGCACUCAUUGUGAAACACAAUGUAAAGUACUGGAGAGUGAUGAUAGCUAUAAAUGCUGGUUUUUUAGUGAUUCUCUUUUGUCUAGUCCAGGAGCUGAAGCAUCAUCAGAAGAUCCACCUUCUAAAAAAUGCAAAGAGCAACACACUGCUGGAUUAAGUGCUGCAGGACAAUUUAGAAGGAUUUCUGCUAGACUUGGAAGGUCCAUAUCAUCUUGCCUGACUACAGUGUCAAUGAAUCUUAAUGCUGAGGGUCUGAUAACACAGGAGCUACAUGAUGAAAUGAUUAAUGGUCGUGAUAUUGAUUCAAAAAAAGCUCCCAAGCUAGUAAAUGCAAUACAGAGUAGACUUAAUACUCACACUAAUCCUGAGGCAUAUCUAAAAGAAGUGUGCUCAGCAUUGAAAGAUGUUGGAGAGAAACAAAUCACUGGCAUAGUGAAUGAAUUGGAACAGAGUGCCACAGAUUGAUCCUGCUAACUACUACUUCAAAUAAUUUAUUAUUUCUUGUGUGCUUUGGAUUUGACUUAAAUACAUUGUUUGUGUAAUUUUUUUAUA